This is a messenger RNA of Zalophus californianus (California sea lion), 9229 nucleotides long. It is a transcript of the gene RALGAPA2, whose product is annotated as Ral GTPase activating protein catalytic subunit alpha 2. The coding region runs from base 141 to 5759 and encodes 1872 amino acids. Gene Ontology annotation, cellular component: nucleus; cytoplasm. Gene Ontology annotation, biological process: regulation of small GTPase mediated signal transduction; positive regulation of GTPase activity. Gene Ontology annotation, molecular function: GTPase activator activity. Lineage: Eukaryota; Metazoa; Chordata; Mammalia; Carnivora; Otariidae. The transcript is spliced from 40 exons. The record is from RefSeq and is a predicted model, not a curated record.
GCGGCGGCGGCAGCGGCGGCGGCCCGGCGGGGGGCGGCGAGUGGCCCGCGCGACACGCGCCGACCCGGACUCUAUGCGGUAAUUCGCGCGGCGCAGGCGCCUCCUGCCCCGCCGGCGGGGCCCGGGUUUACCGCGGCGGGAUGUUCUCCCGAAGGAGCCAUGGAGAUGUGAAGAAGUCCACCCAGAAGGUGCUGGACCCCAAGAAGGACGUGCUGACGCGCCUGAAGCACCUGCGGGCGCUGCUGGAUAAUGUGGAUGCAAGUGAUCUUAAGCAGUUUUUUGAGACCAACUAUUCUCAGAUAUAUUUCAUCUUCUAUGAAAAUUUUAUAACACUGGAAAAUAGUUUGAAGUUAAAAGGGAAUAAGUCACAAAGGGAGGAGCUGGACUCCAUCCUCUUUCUUUUUGAAAAAAUACUGCAAUUUCUACCUGAACGAAUUUUCUUUCGAUGGCAUUACCAGAGUAUAGGCUCAACUUUAAAGAAGCUUCUACACACUGGAAAUUCUAUUAAGAUAAGAUGUGAAGGAAUCAGGCUAUUUCUUCUGUGGCUUCAAGCACUUCAGACAAACUGUGCAGAAGAGCAGGUUCUGAUUUUUGCUUGCCUCGUGCCUGGUUUCCCAGCGAUCAUGUCAUCCAGAGGGCCCUGUACGCUGGAGACACUCAUCAAUCCUAGCCCUAGUGUGGCUGAUGCAAAGAUAUAUCCAGAAGAAAUCACUCCACUCCUACCAGCCGUAUCAGGGGAAAAGAUCGCUGAGGACCAAACAUGCUUUUUUCUUCAAAUACUGUUGAAAUAUAUGGUUAUUCAGGCUGCAAGCUUGGAGUGGAAGAAUAAGGAGAAUCAAGAUACUGGUUUUAAAUUUCUUUUUACAUUGUUUCGAAAGUAUUAUCUUCCUCAUUUAUUUCCAUCAUUUACUAAGUUAACAAACAUCUACAAACCUGUACUUGACAUCCCCCAUUUGAGACCAAAGCCGGUGUACAUUACUACAGCUCGAGACAAUGAAAACAUUUACAGUACAAAAAUUCCAUACAUGGCAGCUCGCGUUGUUUUUAUUAAAUGGAUCGUAACUUUCUUUUUGGAAAAAAAGUAUCUAACUACAACCCAAAACACUAAAAAUGGAGUUGAUGUACUGCCCAAAAUCAUACAGACUGUUGGUGGUAGUGUGGGGCAAGAGAGGGUGCCGGCGGAGCUGGAUGGUGGCGGACCUGCAGAGCAGGACAAAAACCAUUCCAACAGCAGCACCUUGUCCGACCGAAGACUCAGCAACUCCAGCCUUUGUAGCAUUGAAGAAGAGCACCGCACUGUGUAUGAAAUGGUGCAGCGGAUUCUCUUGUCAACACGAGGUUAUGUCAACUUUGUGAAUGAAGUCUUUCGUCAGGCAUUUUUGUUGCCUUCCUGUGACAUAGCUAUAACAAGGAAGGUAGUUCAAGUGUACAGAAAGUGGAUCCUCCAGGACAAACCUUUGUUCAUGGAAGAACCAGAUAAAAAAGAAGCUGCCCAAGAAGAUGCUGAAAAAUUAGGAUUUUCAGAGACUGACAGCAAAGAGACCUCAUCUGAAGGUUCUCGUCAUAAGCGAUCUUCCAGUUGGGGACGAACAUACUCCUUCACGAGCGCAGUGAGCAGAGGAUGUGUGACAGAAGAGGAAAAUAAGAACGUGAAAGCCGGGGCCCAGGCUAUGCUGCAGGUAUUUUUGACAAAUGCAGCAAACGUCUUUUUGCUGGAACCAUGUCCUGAAGUUCCCAUGCUCUUGAAAGAACAAGUUGAUGCCUGUAAAGCUGUUUUGAUUAUUUUUAGGCGCAUGAUAAUGGAACUUACAAUGAAUAAAAAGACAUGGGAACAGAUGUUGCAAAUACUACUAAGGAUAACAGAAGCUGUCAUGCAGAAGCCAAAGGAUAAACAAAUAAAAGACUUGUUUGCCCAGAGCUUGGCAGGGUUACUGUUUAGGACACUCAUGGUGGCGUGGAUCCGAGCAAACCUCUGUGUGUACAUUUCCCGAGAGCUCUGGGAUGACUUCCUUGGCGUGCUGUCCUCCCUCACGGAAUGGGAAGAACUCAUAAACGAGUGGGCCAACAUCAUGGACUCCUUGACAGCAGUGCUCGCGAGAACGGUUUACGGAGUUGAGAUGACAAACCUACCUCUGGACAAAUUAAGUGAACAAAAGGAAAAGAAGCAGCGAGGCAAAGGCUGUGUUCUAGAUUCUCAGAAAGGAACCACUGUGGGGAGAUCCUUUUCUCUCAGCUGGCGGAGCCACCCAGAUGUGACCGAGCCAAUGCGAUCUAGGAGUGCCACCACAUCUGGGGCACCAGGAGUUGAGAAAGCAAGAAAUAUCGUUCGCCAGAAAGCAACAGAAGUGGAAGAAUGUCAGCAGUCAGAAAAUGCACCUGCCGCCGAAUCUGGCUGCCUGGUGGCGGAGCAGCCACACAUCAUGCGGAGUAGCAGCACGCCUGACGUCAUGGAGCCGCCGUGCUCAGAUUCUCCACAGGGUCAAAAGGUAGAAAAUGUACAGACUUUGAGUUCUUCAGAGUCCAAGCCUGUUCAAGAAAAUAAAGGACAUGUGAAGAAAGAACAUGAAGGAAUAACAAUCUUAGUUCGAAGAAGCAGCAGCCCUGCUGAAUUGGAUUUAAAAGAUGAUUUGCAGCAGACACAAGGAAAAUGUAAGGAAACACAGAAGAGUGAAGGUAUGAGCAGUGACAGAGCUCUGGGCUAUAACAAUGAGGCAGAGCUGUCCAUGAGCCCAUGGCUAACCUGUGAGGAAGACCCAGAACUGAACACUCCCACAGAUGCUGUGACUGACUCCGAUGCCCGCCAUUGGUUACAACUGAGUCCCACCGAUGCUUCGAACUUAACAGAUAGCAGUGAGUGCCUUGCCGAUGACUGUAGUAUAAUUGCUGGAGGGAACCUCACUGGUUGGCACCCAGACUCUGCUGCUGUGUUAUGGCGAAGAAUCUUGGGAAUCCUCGGGGAUGUGAAUAAUAUCCAGUCACCCAAGAUUCACGCCAAAGUGUUUGGCUAUCUCUAUGAACUCUGGUACAAACUAGCAAAGAUACGGGAUAAUCUGGCAAUAAGCCUGGAUAACCAGUCUUCUCCGUCUCCACCAGUCCUGAUCCCACCACUCAGAAUGUUUGCAUCAUGGCUAUUUAAGGCGACAACGUUGCCAAAUGAAUAUAAGGAAGGCAAACUACAAGCCUACAGACUCAUCUGUGCCAUGAUGACCAGACGCCAGGACGUUCUGCCAAACUCAGACUUCCUGGUGCAUUUUUACCUUGUGAUGCACCUGGGAUUAACCAGCGAGGAUCAGGAUAUCUUAAACACCAUUAUAAGGCACUGUCCACCCCGCUUCUUCUCCCUGGGUUUGCCUGGCUUCUCAAUGCUGGUGGGGGACUUCAUCACGGCUGCUGCCAGGGUCCUCAGUACAGACACGCCGGCGACGCCUCAUUCAGAAGCUCUCACCAUUCUCGGUUCUCUUGUCUGCUUUCCAAAUACCUACCGGGACAUCCCUUUACUGCAGUCUGUGCCAGAAGUCAAGAAAGUCAUCACAGGAACUGAAGAUGUCAAGCAUUACCUCAUAAAUAUUUUACUGAAGAAUGCCACAGAGGAACCAAAUGAAUGUGCAAGAUGCAUUGCCAUUUGCUCCCUUGGGGUCUGGAUAUGCGAAGAGCUGGCACAGUGUACAAGCCAUCCUCAGCUGAAAGAGGCCGUCAAUGUGAUAGGUGUCACUUUGAAGUUUUCUAACAAAAUCGUGGCUCAGGUGGCCUGUGAUGUUCUUCAGUUGCUGGUUUCCUACUGGGAAAAGCUUCAGAUGUUUGAAACCUCUCUCCCUCGGAAAAUUGCAGAAAUCCUUGUGGCCACAAUUGCUUUUCUUUUACCAAGUGCAGAGUACUCCUCAGCGGAAACAGAUAAAAAGUUUAUUGUGUCCUUGCUACUCUGCCUCUUGGACUGGUGUAUGGCAUUGCCGGUGAGCACCCUUCUCCGCCCGGUGUCUGCGGCGGCCCUGGAAGGGCAGCACUCGUCCAGAGGCCCUUUGCUGGACUAUAUCUAUAGGGUUCUGCACUGCUGUGUUUGUGGCUCAAGCACAUACACCCAGCAGAGUCACUACACACUGACCCUGGCCGACCUGUCCUCCCCGGAUUACGAUCCUUUCCUGCCACUGGCAAAUGUGAAGAAUUCGGAGCCAGUCCAGUAUCAUUCAUCAGCAGAUUUGGGCAACCUGCUCACAGUUGAAGAGGAGCGGAAGAGGAGGAGUUUGGAGCUGAUCCCUCUGACCGCCCGCAUGGUGAUGGCCCACCUGGUGAACCACCUGGGACACUUCCCGCUGCGUGGGGGCCCUGCCGUGCUGCACAGCCUGGUCAGCGAGAACCAUGACAACGCGCACGCCGAGGCCCCUGAGCUGUCCUCCGAGGUGUUCCGGAGCCCAAACCUGCAGCUCUUUGUGCUGAAUGACAGCACCCUCAUCUCCUAUCUUCAGACACCCUCUGAAGGGCCAGCAGGCGACUUGCGGGGGGGCACCCUGUCAGACGUCAGAGUCAUUGUGCGGGAUAUCUCAGGGAAGUACUCUUGGGACGGGAAGGUUUUGUAUGGACCAUUGGAAGGCUGCUUAGCACCCAGUGGCAGAAAUCCUGCAUUUCUGAUUUCGGGCUGGCAACCUCAAGCUUUGGGAGCUCAGAAAGAUUUUUCUCAAAGUGAGGAGGGAGAUGACGUCCUCGACAAAUUACUUGAAAACAUUGGCCACACAAGUCCUGAAUGCCUUUUACCAUCACAGCUAAAUCUAAAUGAGCCCUCCCCACCCCCGCGGGGAAUGAACCGUGACCAGGAGAAGGAAAUCAUCGAGGUCAUUUUGCGCCAGAAUGCCCAAGAAGACGACUACAUCCAGAGGUGUAACUCUGACUCAGCCAUGAAAGUCACCAGCCAGGAGCAGCCCUCACCAGUAGAGCCACAAGGACCCUUUUAUUUCUGCAGGUUGUUGCUCGAUGACUUGGGGAUGAAUUCUUGGGACAGAAGAAAAAAUUUCCAUCUGUUGAAGAAAAAUUCAAAACUGUUGAGAGAGCUAAAAAAUCUGGACUCCCGUCAGUGCCGUGAAACGCACAAAAUUGCAGUGUUUUACAUUGCUGAAGGUCAAGAAGACAAAUGUUCAAUCCUCUCCAAUGAAAGAGGAAGCCAAGCAUAUGAAGACUUUGUUGCCGGACUUGGAUGGGAGGUGGAUCUCUCAACCCACUGUGGGUUCAUGGGCGGACUUCAACGCAAUGGCAGCACAGGGCAGACUGCUCCUUACUAUGCUACCUCGACUGUGGAAGUGAUUUUCCAUGUUUCUACUCGGAUGCCAUCAGACUCAGAUGAUUCACUCACCAAAAAGCUCCGUCACUUGGGGAAUGACGAGGUCCACAUCGUCUGGUCUGAACACUCCAGGGACUACCGCAGGGGCAUUAUCCCGACCGCCUUCGGAGACGUUUCAAUCAUUAUUUACCCAGUGAAGAAUCACAUGUUCUUUAUCGCGAUCACGAAGAAACCCGAGGUUCCAUUUUUUGGGCCUCUGUUUGAUGGAGCCAUAGUGAGUGGAAAGCUACUGCCAAGCCUUAUAUGUGCCACAUGCAUCAAUGCCAGUAGGGCCGUGAAGUGCCUCAUCCCGCUCUACCAGAGCUUCUACGAAGAGCGAGCUCUGUACCUCGAAGCAAUAAUUCAGAACCACCGAGAAGUCAUGACGUUUGAGGAUUUCGCCGCCCAAGUAUUUUCUCCCUCGCCCAGCCCCUCCCUCGGCGGAACGGAUUAAAAUAUGUAAAGGUCUCAUUGCGAUGUUUGAGCAAGGGCCCUGGCCGCCAACCUGAGUGCCUACCUCAUGGCACCUCUUGACAAGGAGGAGAUGAAUGAGACUCCCCCUUCCCCCACCCCGAACCCUCAAACACAGAGACUUCAGUGAUGACUGCUCUGCUGGCCCUCAACACAUCUCCCCAUUAACAGACUUCCGAAGUUCAAGGUGAACCCCACCAAAAUGUCGCUGGUUGGACUUUCUCACUGGGCCGUGUCGUCUUGCCCUAGAACCUCACGAAACGUGAGCUUCCAAAGAAGAAGAGGGGAGGGUCACCACCACCCAGAGACAGACGCACUCUCAUGGGCAUUGACAGGGCUGCUCUCCGCAGGGAUGGCAGGAGAAGAUUCUGGGCUUUCGGGAAGGGGUGGAGGGCAACUGGUUUCUGUACUCUGAGUUGUUUAUAAACCCAAGCAAGAUUCACAGAAUGGCCGGCAAAACAGCUGCUAAACUGAGGAAUUUUCUCUACAUUGAUUUCCCUAGUUCUUAUGUUAGAUUUUAUGGUUUACUCCAAAAUUUCAUCAUCAUGAAAACUGGCUUUCCCUAGGGUCUUUUGCCCAGGAGAAAUUUUAUCUGAGUUGCUGAGUGUUUUCCUCCUGGUGCCUGAUGCCCACUAACAGGGGAGAGGUUUUCCUGACCAUCCUGGAGGCCCUCAGAUGACUCUAGAAACAGGGUCCUGUCCCUGUGAAAGCUCCUGUAGGUCAGGAGGCUUCCAGGGCCCAGCUCAGCACAGCGCCAUGUCAACACGCAAGGCGCACACCAGCGCAGGUGCUAGACUGAGACAGGCCCCCCUUGAUGUCCAUCUGCCUCCAGAAGCUUCGCCCUGCAGUUGUGCUCUCCUGCCUGCUGCUGGGGGAGGGCCCCGGCACAAAUGGGGGCUUUCUACCCAUUUGGCUCUAAGGAAGGCAUGUUGAGCCUGUUUAAAAAAAAAGAAGAAGAAGAAAUGAAAAUCCCUACCUUCCAUCUGUGCUUGGCCAGCAUCCUUGCUGGGGGUCUGAGGGUGUCAGCGACAGAAAAAUCAGUUAGGAAGACCUGUCUGGCCCUCUGCCUCUCACCUAGGCCUGCAGCCUGUCUCCAGAGUAAGCCCGUGACUCAGAAGGGGUGGGGUGGGCAGCACAUAGAACACAGCCGCUAAGGACCCGAGAAAGAUCGACCCCUGCAGGGGUGCUUCCCCGCCUCCCGUGACUCUCUGCCUCUCUGCUCUGUGCCCACUUGGGUGUUCCCCACCCCCACCCCAGCGGCGGCUUUGGUCCCCUUCCUGGCGAGUCUCCUGAACCCCUUCAGUCCAUCAGAGUGGCCGUUUUCACUGACCAGUCAGUUCUUUCCAUCCGCUGUUGCAUUGGUUUGGCUAGUACCUGACCCUUGCAGGAGAAACAAGCAGACCCAGGAGCCAGGCUUGCUUCUGGGACAAGUGACAAAGGAUCAAGAAAUUCCUAUGGGAAGGAUAGACCUUCUCAGUCUAGAGAGAAUUUGUUUUUCGGCUUUAGAGAGGACUGCAGGUAGGGCAUGAGGCCCAGGCUCACAGACAGAGCAACUUGGGGGUUACCCGAACCUGAGAGAAAUAGAAGUAAGCCUUAGUCACUUUGGGCUGUUCUGUAAAUGGGCCCAGUUGGUUUGCUCACUGGGGGCUUAAUGGCAUUAACGGGUGACUGGAAGUCACAGCAUUUUCUGUUGUGUCGGCAAAUGCCACAAUUCUUAUCUUCCCCACCCCUGCUCCAGCCGCCCACCCCCACCUUUUUAAUAAUUUGGACUUUCUGGUAGGCACGGUUUGUCCACUAUCGCUCAGACUGCAGACUCGUGUUGAGCGGCUCCACUGGAUAUUUACAAAGUGCCCAGACCUCAUUCCUGCAGGGGAGAGCGUCACCUGUCCCUGGGCUCCAGAGUCCAGACAGACUCUGACAGCCAGUAGCUUCGGGGAGGACAUUUCAUUUCCAGGCUCUAGAAAUCCCCUGUGGCAGAAUUCUUGGAUUGAGCUGAAGUGUCAGGACUUGGAAGUCACAUUGAACUCCCCUGGACUUGUGCUCCACGAACCAGUCCUCCUAACCUACAAGUGGGAAACUCAGUUGUAGGCAGCAUAUACCUAGACCUUUCCUGUCAUCCCUCACUGAUUUUAACUUCCCUAUGACCCCAGACUCCAGCCAGCGGUUUGGGGACUGGAGCUGCUCCUGAGCCCACUGUUGUCAGCGGCAGCAUCGGGGUGGAAUAGGGAGCAGGGAAUCUAGCAACCAGGUUUGCUUACGAUCACAUGGACCUGAAUCACUUUUGUUAUUUGGGGUGGAAAAUUGAAAUGAUCAAAUUCUUUUUUUUUUUUUCACUUAGAAAAGCAAAUAUUGUGCUUUUUGAAAUAAAUGCCUUCCCAGCAAAAUUAUGGAGGUUCACUCAUCCGGCAGGGACCCACCUGAGUCACAGUGCUGACUCGUCGCAUUAGUAGGUCAGCCAUCUGUACUCGAAAGUGGCCCUAAUUGGCCCAAAAUGGGUAAGAUUCGCCAGCUCCCAGGCAGGGCCAGGCCCAUCCCCCCACUUCUCUGCACACUGAUCUUUGCACACUGAUUUCCGUCCGAAGCAAAGCUGAUGUUCCAUAGUCUCACUGAGAAGGUGUUUUUUGUACUUUAAAAAACAACAAAAUGAUGACUUCUUAAAAAUGGUAAAAUCUGAAGUAGACAGCAGUGAGGAAAUUUUGCUUGGGUGACUGUCACAGUGUCUUCAUGCCAUGAAGGCUGCAGUUUGCUACGAGCCACAGGAAGGGAGGGGAGUCAAGCCUGGCCUUCACAAAAGGGACUGACCGACGGGAUCCUCAGCCUUACAAACGAGAUCAUGCAGAUCCGCAGACCAUGCAAAUCACGUCUUCCUGACCUUCCUCCCCGUGUGGCCGUCUGCGCUUCCCUUCCUGGUUCAUCUGUAUCAUCUGGAGGCUUGAGGGAUCCUUUACAACGUACUGUGACGUCACAUGUAACUGUGUGUCGCGUCUGUAGCUACUGGAAAGAAAUUCAACAUGAAACAACCACUGUUUUAGCUGCACUCAGUACCUGUGUAUGAUACACACACGAAGAGAAUGUUUUCUUAUGGUUUCAGGUCGACAACAUUUAGUUCAUGUAAAUAAGAAAAAGAAACUGAUAAAUAUGGGAAAUUAAGUUAUAGGAUGUCAUUUGAUUUUUGUUUUGCUCUCUCUUAUUUAAUUUGCCUAAUGCCCCACAUCUGGGUUUAUGCCUACUCGGGGUAGAGUCCACCUUUGCAGGCGCGUGCGUGCCACACCUGGAAAAGCACACAGCUCCGCUGAUGACCGCCGCUCGACUCUCCAGUUUACCCUCUUUUUCUCUUUAAUUCUGAUUUGCUGUGAUGAAUUUAAUAAGGUAGAAACACGGCACUUAAGGGCCGUAUGUUUCUUUUGUUUUCUUUAUAGUUUCUAGGAAAAUAAAGUUUAUCCUGGCAUCUCA